CCUAGGUAACACUGUUUUGUAGUUGGGAGAAUGGAGGCUUAAGGAGAUAUGUUUGUUUGGUUGUUGUUCUGGGAUAAAGAGUAAUUGGGAACCCAAGGGGGGCAGUAAGAACCGGGUUGUGAAAGUUCCCGCUCUUUGAAUCUAAAAACAUUUACAACAAUUAACUUUUUAAAGUUGAUUUGUUAAAAUGAAAUGGGGGCGCCAAGCCUAUGGACGGAGAAGUAACGCUAUAACAUUUCUACCCGAUCAAGGGCUGUGACAACAGACGAUUUGGGUAAUAAGAGGACUGGUAGCAAGAAGCCCAGAAGAUCACCAAAGAGAGGGGAGGCAACUUUAAAACAUCUUGGCUUUCUGGGUUAGCAGAAUACUGGCAGAUUCAUUUGGGUGUAUGCAAAUCCAAAUUUGAGAAAACGAAUAAAGGGAAAUUGGUCACUGGUGUGAGCAAACUCCACAAGGUUUAAAACAACUUCUUAAAAUUGCUAAACAGCAGUAGAACUACGGGGUAACAGGGCUACUGGAGAGUCCAUGGUCUGUUCCUGUGUGAAAUUAGAAUACAGACAAAUCACAAUAAAAUUUGGUGAACUCAUUUAAAACUUUCCGAACAGCGGUGGAUGAGUAUUUCAUUUUACAACAGCAUGGAAUACUUUUAUCAACAAGUCUUACAAAAGGACGUGUCCCGGCGGCUCCAGGUUGGCCAAGAGCUAAUCGACUACCUUAACGAUCCGCAAAAAUCUUCUGAUGUGGAGCAGGACCGACAACAACUGGAUGCGACCAUAGAUGAGUUAGCGGGCUGGGUAAACUCCAGCAAUUUUAAGGUGACAUUACUGGGGAUAGAUCUUAUAAGUGCAUUUGUAGACCGGCUAUCAGAUCACUUUAAAGGCUACGUAGGAACUGUUCUUCCAGCGCUGAUUGACAGACUGGGCGAUGCCAAAGACCAGGUCCGAGAGCAGUCACUAAAUCUCAUUCUCAAACUGAUGGACCAGGCUGCUUCACCAAUGUAUGUUUGGGAUCGUUUGUGUGCUGGUUUUAAACACAAGAACUUUCGCUGUCGAGAAGGAGUGUGCCUUUGUCUCAUUCAGUCCUUAGAUACGUACGGAGCUAAACCCUUAACGUUAAACAAGCUAAUGCCAUUCCUGUGCACCUUGUCGGGAGAUUCAAACAGUCAAGUUAGAGAGACGGCAAUAACGGCAGUAUUGGACAUUUACCGACACGUAGGGGAGAAAGUAAGAAUUGACCUGAGCAAGAGGGGACUUCCAGCUGCACGGUUACAAGCGAUAUUUAAUAAGUUUGAUGAAGCACGCAACUCUGGGAAUAUGGUUUUAAGCUGUGUUUCGGAUAAAAGUUUUGAAGAUGAUGAGUCCGUGGAUGGGAACAGGCCCUCGUCGGCCCAGCCUGCAUUCAAGGUCCCUGCGCCCAAGAAGCCUGGCAAUCCUAGCAGCAGCUCCAGGAAACCAGGCACAGCAACUGGGAAGUUAGGAGGCCUGUCAAAGGAGGGAGCUGGGGUAAUUGAUGAAGAAGACUUUAUCAAGGCCUUCACUGAUGUCCCUACAGUUCAGAUUUAUUCCACGAGAGACCUGGAGGACAAUCUCAACAAAAUCAGGGAAAUCCUUUCAGAUGACAAGCAUGACUGGGAUCAAAGAGCCACUGCACUCAGAAAGUUCCGUUCGUUGUUGAUUGCCGGGGCUGCAGACUAUGACUGUUUUUACCAGCAUCUGCGAUUGUUGGAUGGAGCGUUUAAACUGUCAGCUAAGGACCUGCGCUCCCAGGUGGUUAGGGAAGCCUGCAUCACUGUCGCAUAUCUUUCCUAUGUGUUGGGAAACAAGUAUGACCAUGGGGCAGAAGCCAUUGUGCCUAUUUUGUUUAAUCUGAUUCCCAACUGUGCCAAGGUUAUGGCAACGUCUGGGGUGUCAGCAAUCAGAUUCAUCAUACGGCAUACCCAUGUACCAAGGUUGAUUCCUCUAAUAACCAGUAACUGUACAUCUAAAUCAGUUGCAGUGAGAAGGCGAGGCUAUGAGUUCCUUUAUUUGUUACUACAGGAGUGGCAAACACAUUCCUUAGAAAGACAUGUUGCAGUUCUGGUGGAAAGCAUUAAGAAAGGGAUCCGCGAUGCUGAUGCCGAGGCCAGAGUGGAAGCGAGAAAAGCUUACUGGGGUUUGAGGAAUCACUUCCCAGCAGAGACGGAGGCCCUGUAUAACUCACUGGAGCCGUCCUACCAGAGGACCCUGCAGUCUUGCCUGAAGAGCUCUGGCAGCGUAGCCUCGCUUCCCCAGUCUGACCGCUCCUCCUCCAGCUCGCAGGAGAGCCUCAACCGUCCUUUUUCCAAAUGGUCAGUUUCAGGAGCUUCCGUUGCACCAGGAAGAGUACACUCAGGUAUGAAGGCGGCCCCGAGUCCAGGAUCCCUGCAGCGGUCAAGGAGUGACAUCGAUGUCAACGCGGCGGCAGGCGCCAAAUCUCGACAGGCAGGUGGAGCAAGCCGCUCAGCAGCGUCGGGCCUCCCACCAGGUUCCUAUGCCUCCUUAGAUGAUGCACCUGAAAAAAUAGAGGGUCGGGUUCGCUCAAAGCUGUCAGCAGCCUCUGGUGGGAUUGCAGGCAGUCAGGUAGACUCCCGGGGACGCAGCCGGACAAAAGUGGUUUCUCAGUCUCAACGAUCACAGUCCGCUAACCCCAUUGGUGCUGGCAGUCGCUCUGGCUCCCCUGGCAGAGUUUUGACUAGCACUGCACUCAGUACCAUGAGCAGCGGAGUCCAGAGAGUGCUGGUCAGUGCGGGCUCCGCACAGAAGCGCAGUAAGAUCCCUCGCAGUCAGGGCUGCAGCAGAGACUCCAGCCCAACACGCCUGUCCGUAGCACCGUCAAGUCAUCAGCAAAUCUUCAAUGGCGGCAGUAGAGGAGCGCGAGGCAGCCGCAUUCCUCGUCCUAGUAUGAGUCAGGGCUGUAGCCGGGAGGCCAGCCGAGAAAGCAGCAGGGACACAAGCCCUGUCCGCUCUUUCCAGCCCCUUGUUUCCAGACACCACUCCAGGUCCACAGGUGCCCUCUACACAGCUGAUGUUUUGGGGACUGCAGGUUCUGGGUAUGGAAUCAGUCAGUCAAGCAGACUGUCCUCCUCUGUGAGCGCUAUGAGGGUUCUCAACACAGGCUCUGAUGUGGAGGAGGCGCUAGCAGAUGCAUUGCUGUUAGGAGACAUAAGGAGCAAGAAGAAGUCUGCGAGGAGGAGAUAUGAAACUUAUGGAAUGUACUCUGAUGACGAUGCCAACAGUGACGCGUCCAGUGCCUGUUCAGAGCGUUCCUAUAGCUCUCGCAAUGGUAGUAUCCCCACCUACAUGCGGCAGACUGAAGAUGUGGCAGAGGUCCUGAACCGCUGUGCCAGUUCCAACUGGUCUGAGAGGAAGGAGGGACUGCUGGGACUGCAGAAUCUGCUUAAGAACCAGAGAACGCUGAGCCGUGUUGAAUUGAAAAGGCUGUGUGAAAUCUUCACUAGAAUGUUUGCAGACCCGCACAGCAAGAGAGUGUUCAGUAUGUUCCUGGAAACACUGGUAGACUUUAUUCAUGUCCACAAAGAGGACCUGCAGGACUGGUUGUUCGUAUUACUAACGCAGCUCCUGAAGAAAAUGGGUGCAGACUUACUUGGCUCUGUGCAGGCAAAGGUCCAAAAAGCCCUUGAUAUUACAAGGGAGUCGUUUCCAAAUGAUCUCCAGUUUAACAUUUUGAUGCGAUUCACAGUGGACCAGACUCAGACACCGAAUUUGAAGGUGAAAGUUGCGAUACUGAAGUACAUUGAGACGCUGGCUAUGCAGAUGGAUCCUGGGGACUUUGUUAACUCCAGUGAAACCCGGCUAGCCGUCUCGCGAAUCAUCACCUGGACUACUGAGCCCAAGAGUUCUGACGUCAGGAAGUGUUCAGGCAGCGUUACCAUGGACGUCACAGAACCCCAAAAAACAAAUAUUGAGGACGGCAGGGGGGCAACUGCAUAUAAAGCGGCACAGGUUGUGUUGAUUUCUUUGUUCCAACUCAACACCCCAGAAUUCACUAUGCUGCUCGGAGCUUUACCAAAAACUUUCCAGGAUGGCGCAACCAAACUUCUUCAGAACCAUCUUCGGAACAGUGGAAACACUGCCCAGGCUCCCACAGGUAGCCCGUUGACUCGACCUACACCACGCUCCCCAGCCAGCUGGUCCAGCCCCCUCACCUCUCCAACAAACAUGUCUCAGAACACUUUGUCGCCAAGUGCAUUUGACUAUGAUACAGAAAACAUGAACUCAGAAGACAUCUACAGCUCUCUCCGUGGAGUGACAGAAGCCAUUCAGAACUUCAGCUUUCGCAGUCAGGAAGACAUGAACGAGCCGGUCAAAAGGGACUUGAAAAAAGAUGGCGACGGAGAAGCUGGUGGGAUGGGAAGCACCCUUCCUGACCUGCGAGGUGGUGGUGACGCACCAGACACAGCCCGUACAGCCCUGGACAACAAGACUUCACUCCUCAACACCAUGCCUCUAAUGCACUCCAGCCCACGCUCCCGGGAUUACAAACCCUUCAACUACUCGGACUCUUUCAACAAGUCUACCCUCAAGGAGGCCAUGCUUGACGACGAUGCAGAACAAUUUCCAGAAGACAGUAAUCUGGACCAGUCAGAGCUGGUGGCAGAGCUGUUGAAAGAGCUGUCCAAUCACAACGAACGUGUGGAGGAGCGGAAGGCAGCCCUGUGUGAACUCAUGAAGCUCAUCCGGGACAACCUGCUUGUGGUGUGGGACGAACACUUCAAAACCAUCCUCCUGCUGCUGCUGGAGACACUCGGGGACAGAGAGCACGCUAUCAGAGCCUUGGCUUUGCGACUGUUGAAAGAAAUCCUCAACAGACAGCCAGUAAGAUUCAAGAACUAUGCAGAGCUGACCAUCAUGAAGACUCUAGAGGCGCAUAAAGAUCCACAAAAGGAGGUGGUACGAGCUGCUGAGGAAGCAGCUUCAAUGCUGGCGACAUCCAUCAGUCCAGAUCAGUGUGUAAAAGUGCUCUGCCCCAUCAUCCAGACAGCAGACUACCCCAUAAACCUGGCUGCUAUCAAGAUGCAAACUAAAGUCAUUGACAGAGUCUCGAGAGAGACCUUAAACCAGCUCCUCCCAGAGAUCGUCCCAGGUUUAGUACAGGGCUACGACAAUUCAGAGAGCAGUGUUCGCAAAGCCUGUGUGUUCUGUCUGGUUGCUAUCCAUGCAAUCAUUGGUGAAGAGCUUAAACCCCAUCUCGGCCAGCUCACUGGCAGCAAAUUGAAAUUGUUGAACCUGUACAUUAAGAGAGCACAGACAGGGAGUGGUGGCAGCGACCCAACGUCUGACAUCUCCAGCCAGAGCUAGUGAAGACCAGCACCGGCAACUGGAUCAGCGGGGGAAAAGGAGAGACGGGCACAUAACACAAAGAGAAAUCAUUUAAAACACAUCUUUGCCCAUUAGUUUUUGUUUUCAGUUACAUUACUGGAUGGCUUUCCCUCAAGCCUGCAUGUUAACUGUUGCACUAAAAGUUAUUUUGAAACGGAGGGGGAUUACAGUAUUAGUUUCAAAUGAUCAAGGUAAAUGGAGAUUAACAGGAAAUAAAAAAAAAACAAUUUUAAAUCUGCUCAUUAAAUCAUUUUCAUCUUU
Messenger RNA from Polyodon spathula (Mississippi paddlefish), 5618 nucleotides. RefSeq names its product CLIP-associating protein 2-like. Gene Ontology annotation, cellular component: microtubule organizing center; mitotic spindle; spindle microtubule. The record is from RefSeq and is a predicted model, not a curated record. NCBI's taxonomy places the organism in Eukaryota, Metazoa, Chordata, Actinopteri, Acipenseriformes, Polyodontidae. Gene Ontology annotation, molecular function: microtubule binding. The transcript has 43 exons. Gene Ontology annotation, biological process: mitotic spindle assembly. Bases 612 to 5336 code for a protein of 1574 amino acids.